GGAGAGCGGAGCACGUGCUUUAUGAAAGUGACGCAACCGUUAAUACUUACAACACAAAAGCCAACUGAGACGUAAUCACCAAACUUUUGUGUAUCUGCCAAAGCAGGUAGAAGGGUCUUCACCUAAUGGCUUACUAUGACAUUUCAUUCAAAGCAUCGGUUGAGAGUGUUUUAUUAAUGAAACAUUGACGAAUUAACUUAUGGAGGUACUUUUUGAAAGUGCUGGUCCUGGAGUACAUUGCUACUCUCCAUUUCUGAAAUCUCAAUCAAAAAAUAUAACAUUUAGCUUAGAAGAACUUUGUAAGAACGUUAUUUUGAAAUGCAUAACUCUACGGAGGUUAGCAACAUGUGUUAUGGAACUUCCAUUACCAAAGCGUUUAGCACAGUAUAUCACUGAAUUAACAACAAUGGAUUUCGAACAAAUAGAAUGUGCUCCUUUCUGCGAUAUUUUCAGCUUAAAUUUCUUCCACAGAGCUUUAACAUAUCGUGUGAUGUGUUUAAGAGAUGGACAGGAAUACAUGAUUUCUUAUGGUUAUAGUCCAGUGGAAGAUCUAAAGCUAAUAUAUAGCCAUGAAAAAUGGGUGCAAGCACAACAUAAAAACAUAAUGUGCAUUUGUGCCACUGUGAAAGAUCUAACGACUGAAAACGUUUUUUAUGUUUACGACCAACCUUAUGCUUCUCUAGAACAACUGUGGAAUGUGUUUUGCAACAGAAAUCAAAUGAUUCCAGACAUAUUUUUUAUUCGGUUGACAACAGAUGUUUGUGAAGCUCUUAGGUACAUAUUGCUUCAAGGAUUACGGUAUAACUGUUUUGGUUUAGAUAAUAUAUUUGUUGUUCAUGACAGACUGGUGAUUGAAAAUGGUCUUAUGAGAAAAAAAACUAUAUUCCUUGUAAAUGACAAUAAAAGAACGUGCUCGGAGGAACUAAACAUGAUUCACGAUUUGUCUAGCGUAUUGAAGCAAUUGUUGGAGAGUUCAAACAGUAAAAUUUCGCAAACUAAUAUUCUAAAAAACAUUCUAGAUGCUUUAGAAAAUCAUGAAACAAUCAGUGGUGUUCUUCAAACGAUGAAUUCUUUUGAAACUGAAACUAAUUCUUUUUCGUUUUGGCAACUGACAAGAAGCUUACUUGGAAGUGACUAUUAAAAAUGUUCCUAAAAGCUCAAAUAUUUUUAUUUCCUUUUUAUUUAUAGGAAACUUGUUUUGGUGUAAAAGACGAGUUCAUUGUGAUAAUUGAUACGUUUUAAAUUGUUCAAUUCACAACCAAGUAUUAUCAAAAUGUUUUGUAAAUAUACGAACGAUUUUCUUGUGAUAAAGGCAUGGUUUGGAAAAAUCGAGAAAACAAAAUGUGUUUCUAUGUAUAUGAAAUUAAUAAUUUAAUUUAUAUAAAUGCUGAGUUUUGAAAAUUAAACUCUGAUAAAAAUUUG
Messenger RNA from Parasteatoda tepidariorum (common house spider), 1422 nucleotides. RefSeq lists its product as uncharacterized. NCBI's taxonomy places the organism in Eukaryota, Metazoa, Arthropoda, Arachnida, Araneae, Theridiidae. Gene Ontology annotation, biological process: intracellular signal transduction. The record is from RefSeq and is a predicted model, not a curated record.